Molecule: messenger RNA, 4413 nt
Organism: Meira miltonrushii
Lineage: Eukaryota; Fungi; Basidiomycota; Exobasidiomycetes; Exobasidiales; Brachybasidiaceae
Exons: 1
Coding region: 369-4358 (1329 amino acids)
Source: RefSeq, a predicted model, not a curated record
AUGGAUCAUGACAGGUCAACUCAUUCUUGAUGAUAACAUCCAUCUCAGCCGAAAUAAGGAGAUUAAUGAAACAUUAUUCGUAAAGGAGUCUAUUCAAAAACCUCUUCCUCCUUUCUAAACGGCAAAUCUCCUAGACGGAUCGUGUUUAUAUAGGAGCAUUCAUCAUAUCAUUUUUCGGACUUUACACUUUUCGGCGGCGUUGAUUGAAUCGAGAUUUAUUAUUCGCCCUUGUUAGGGGAAACAAGGAAAGAAAAAACGGUAUACGGGACCGUACGAUCCAGCUGGAACGAUCUUCUCUUCCACAUCGCAUUCAAUAGGCAAAUUUUCCAAUAUGUUCUCGAUAACAUUGCAAGCUUAAGCAUACACAGAUGUUUGAACGGAAAUCAGUGAAGGUGCAGCCUCAGGCUGCAUCCUCGUCUUCAGUAUCAUCGAAACGCAUAUAUCAAAAUGCUUCAUUAUCACCAUCGCGGAAAAAUGCAUCUACUCCGCCAGCAAAAGGUGAUUUUUUUGGGCUUGAUGAGGGGUACGAAAGCGAGGGAAAUCUGUCCAUCGCUGCAAGCUUCACACGUACGACGGCAGCCCUGAAUCUUGGCUUCGAUUCUGAAUUUGAAGAUAAUGAGAGUCAAAUGGACUUUCUUACUGUAGAAAGCGCCAAAUCGCAACAAGGCGGUCAAACUGUUGCUGAAAGUUGGGAUGAUGAUUUUAUCUUCACAUCUGCCAAUGAGGGUAAUGCGGAGAGCUCAAAUAGUUCUGCUCCAUCAAAGGAGAAAUCAACUUUGAACAGGGACAAUCUAUCAGAAGAGGAAGAGAUUUCCAAUUGGGAUAGCGAAGGAAGUGAAGGCAGCAUCAAGGCACCGGUCAAUACUACAGAGAACCAGUCAGGGAAAAAUCGCCUGUUCCGAACAGCUUCAUCCCAGACCAUAGUCCCAAAUUCUGGUCAAGAAAACCAAUCGCAGGCCCUAUCUCCCAAGCAGGGUAAGGCCAACAAAACGAAAGCUCAAGACAGCAUCAACAGUGACAGAACGACCCCUCUCCAGCCAUCCAACAAAGGAGAGUCAUCAACGUCGCAAUCAUCUUCUCAGCCUCAAUGGAACAAUAAUGCUACUACACCAACAACACCCACUUCAAAGAAAAAGUGGCUUCUUUCCAAGCAAUCUCAGAAGGACUCUUCCAAAACAGCUUCAGCAAAAUCCUCAUCACAGCCUACUUCACUGUCUUCGCCAGCCAACCGUCCGUUAGCAGGCACAAAUCGAGGAAAGUCUCCUGAGACACCAAAGAAUCAAGCGAAAGGAAUGAAGAAACAAUCUACAGUAGGCCAUGGAAAUGAUGUUCAAAACGGAGGAGAGCUCGAGACAUCUACCUCAAAGCGCAAACCAUUUGGUUUAGGCGAAAAGACAUGGACAAAAUUGUUGCAAAGCAAACUUCAACGAAAGAAAGAACAAAGUGCAAAUGUUGCUCAAUCAGAGUCAAGGCCAUCCGAGGCGAAAGCUACAUCUCAGCCAGCGCGCCCAUCGAAUGUACAGGAUUCACAGAAGACGAUCGUAUCACCUCGAAAGGUUGCUGAGCCAUCUAACAAAGCCUUCCCCACCAUCACGGAGAAUAGCACAAUUCGUGCGAAUGAGCCAUCAAAGAAUUCUAGUAAAGUACAAGAGAGACCGCCAGCACGUCAAGCGCAGUCCCGACCAUCUCUGCCAGACACUUUUGAGCAGAACAACAAAAUUUCUCCAAAGGCUGAGCGCACCCCAGCAAAGGAAGAUUAUGCAUACGGAUCUAUUUCGGAGCAUCGUCAUUGGGCAUCUCGUUUGAAUAAAGAAUCGCCGCCUCGGAGAGGCACGAUGAGGAAAAGAAGCGAAGGCUCGAGCCAAACAACCGUGGAUUCUCUGCAACAUGCGGAGCAGUCAGAAGAGAAGAGAAAUGGAAAGCGAAAGAUGGACAUCGAAGACUUGAACUUUGCCCACAAAGUCGUACCAGGCGGCAGUCCCAAAGGCCUCAUUCGUCCAACAAGAGCUAUGCCAUCUGAAUCCACACGUAGAGAUUCUCGAACUGGCGUCACUCAGAACCGCACAGCAUCAGACUCAACUACGGUUAGUGUGACUUCAUCAAUCGACUAUGACAAAUCAAGUAUGGCUGGAAGCAAUCUGACAGAUGCGUCUACCGAUUCAUCUAUUGCAGUCUCAUCGCCUAUGGUGACACAAAGUCAUACGCCAAAGAUUCAAAUCAUAAGGCAAUUGCCGAGUGAUGCGGAAUCUUUACCUUCAUCGACUGAUUCAAAAUUAUCUCGAACGCGUAGGCCACCUCCUGUGUCAAGUGGUAUAGAAAGUUUGACACGAAGACAAGCUGCGAUGCAAUUGAAAGAUAUGUCUUCGCAGGACAGAGCCGAUGCUCGACAAGAGUCGUUGGACGAGGACGAUUUGAAUGGGUCCGAUUCACGAAGCGUUGUUUCUCGCAAAAGUGACGAUGAAGCGAGUGCAAAAACUUCCAAGACAGGCGACUUGAAAAUCCCCUCUCUUAUCAGUAAAGCGCAAGAAGGCGUUCGUGCAGAUAUGAUGCGUAUCCGUAACUUUGCUACUGGAAUUGAAGAGUUGAAAGGAUUGCGUGAUGCUUAUCAUCGUAUCCUAGACCGACUUGAUGAUCACGCAGAGGUAGAGGAAAAAGGAGGUAAAGAAAUUGAAACCUUUAGACUAGAGCUAGAACAUUCGGAGUACGUCUAUGGAAGCUGGUGGGAAUGUGCGGAGGUUUUGAUAGGUUUGGCAAAUGGGAAGGAUGAAUUGGAAAAAGCUUCGGGGGAAGGGAAAGGUGCUAGCAAGCCCAAAGACCAGAAGUCUUCCAACGAUCGCUUUUCUUCGGUCAGGCGGGCCAACAACGAGAAAGCACAAAGUAUAUCAAACAGUCGUGCGUCAUCUUCGGCAUCGCGAUAUGUCCAUCCUGAACGAGAAAGAGACAUCUUAGCGGCCAUGUUGGCGGGUACGCCGCCGGAGCAAGCUUCGCCAACUAGAUCUUCCGCAAUAUUGCCACGGCAUCGAACUGCAAGUGUUGAUACACCCUCCUCUCGUGAUUCACAGCUGGAAAAUCGCACGAUUCGAGACAACAGAAGAAUGUCAUCUCAGAGCGUGAUAAUUCAAUCUCGCAGGCGCACAUCCGAUCCUGACCCCGGCAAAGAAAAGGGAAAACAAGCAGAUCCGAACGUGCAAUAUCUGCCUUUCGCUCCCGAGCAGAAUGUUUCGAACACUAACUUAGAUCAUCUUAAGCAUAACAGAGUAAUGAGACAAACGAGCGGUGGUCGGAGACACUUACGAAGUGCUGGCCAACAAGGUCUUCAAGGAUUGAAAGAUUUGAUCGUGACUAUCCGCAGAAACUCAACGACAACUACCUAUCGAGACGAAGCCCGAACAUCACAAGUCUCUCUCCGAGGCUCAUUCGGUGAAUCUUCUUCAGAGGUUAGUGGAGGACGCAAAACUCCGUCAGGCCGCAGAGUAAACCCUCCGUUCGGAUCUGGGCCAGGUGCAGAAUCACCAGCAAAGCCUUAUCCACACAACUCAGAAGCCAAUUCCAGCAAAGUGUCUUUGCAACGGCCUAGCACUAGACUUCCGAAAAGUAGUGGCUCCUAUGAUGCGGACGGAGAGAAAAGUGCGGCAGACGCAAAACCAUCAAGACGUUUUAUUCGAUUUGCCAGGGCUUCUUCGAGCAGUAGUGCAUUCUCUCUGGAAGGAAGUGGUCAUGACUCAAGCAUAGACAGUGCAUGGACAGAAGCCGAAUUGAGUACGUCUCAUUUAGAGGAUAUCAAUGGCCACGGCAACUCUCAUACCUUUGACGUUGCACCUUCCAAGACCAUAUCACAUGCACAUAGACGUACAAUUUCCAUGCUUAGCAGAGCAUUACCUAUGGGAGCACGAAAGAACGAGCGUAAUAUGGAGUGGAACAAUUUUCCAAGCAGUAGUAAUGCUCAUCAACGUGGAAACAAUGGCAUUCUUUCUAAUUUGCGGAAUAAUAGAAGCGAAGCACAUCUUUCCAGCCCAUCGCAUUUCACCUCGCCCACCUCCAUUCCACCGCUUCCGCGAACGAUGAGCGAAGAACGUCGUGUCAAUUUUGAAGGUGGCGGUAGGUCGAGCGAAAGUGAUUGGACCUUACACGAAGGAUCUUCUUCUGCCAAUCGUAUGAGGGUCAUGUCAGCCGAUCAUCUGGAUUUGGCAGCUCAAAAGCAAGCUGAAGAAGCAUCAGAAGCUUUUAGAAAGAUGGCAAUGCGAUCAGAAGCGAUGCCAAGCUUAAACAGGUAUUUGGAUACAACCAAAGCACGAUGUAGGGAAAGUUUGACGGUUUUGAAAGAUUUAGAAGGACAAAUCCGAGGAGAAUCGAGAUAAGACUACCGUGAUGUAUAUAAUUUACCCAGCUGUAUUUUUAUCAAAUGACUAAUAC